AUGAAGUUCACUCGGGGGGGGGGCAGGGGCCCCUUUUCCCUUUUUCUUUUCUUUUUAAUCUUUUUAAUUUCAAUUCUUUUCUGCUGCGCCUCCCCUGACGAGGAAGUCGCAGUAAACCCCUACGGGGAUUCGCCCAAGCCCGUGCCCUCCAGCAGAUCGAAACUCGCAAAGCCGCGGGUGGACGCGGAGCCACAGCCCCCAGCAGCAGCAGCAGCAGCAGCAGCAGCAGCAGCAGCAGCAGCAGAAGUCCCGCCUCCGUUGCCGGUAAACCCCCCCGUGGGCCCCCCUUUGUUAUCGCUGCCGCCCCUCGCGGAGGGGCCCCCUGGAGGCCCCUUUUCCCGCGACUCUUCCGGGAGGGAGUACCCUCCCGAGGGGCCCCCGGGGGGCCCCCCGGGGGCCCCCCCGGGCAGGGCCCAGGCGCUGGCCAUGUUCAUGGAAGAUGUCUCCGGAGUUGUGCGGAAGGCCUGGGCGCUGCUGUGGCUGCCGCGGAUCCGCAGGGGCCUUGCUGCUGCUGAGGAGCUGCGUGCUGCAGCAGCAACAGCAGCAGAAGGGGAGCGGCUUGCUGCAGCAGAGAAGGUGCGGGUCUUCACGGCCUUGACGGAGUCCGCGCAGCACUUAAUAGGCCAGGUGGCGGGGCAGUAUUUGCUGCUGCAGCAGCGGAACUUGUUCAAGUAUUUUGUUGCACAUGUUGCUGCUGCUCUCGAGUUCUCUUUCGUUUAUUCGCUGCAGCUGCUGCAGCGGCCUGCUGCUCCUGUGGGGCCCUUAGCAGCAACGGCCUUUGAGGAGGAAAGAGCUGCUGCUGAGGAAGCAGCAGAGCCCCAAAUCCUCAGGCCAGACGGCACCCUCGUUGCUGCGCCCCCAGCCAUGCUGCAGCAGCAGCAGCAGCAGCAGCAGCAGCAGCAGCAGCAGCAGCAGCAGGACUCCCACUUCCAGCAGCAGACGCAGCAGACGCAGCAGACGCACCCCCACCACAACCAGUAG
Messenger RNA from Eimeria necatrix, 981 nucleotides. RefSeq lists its product as hypothetical. The record is from RefSeq and is a predicted model, not a curated record. Lineage: Eukaryota; Apicomplexa; Conoidasida; Eucoccidiorida; Eimeriidae.